AUGACUGCUCGUCUCCUUAGAGUCAAGUUUGUUGCCUUUGAAACCCAAGCUCAAGUACUCCUCACCAUUGAUGCAAAAUCAGACCUGUCUAUUCAAGACAUUGAGGGCAUUCUGGCUGUAACGGAAGUGCACGGAUUAAGACGCCAGCAUCUCUUCGAAGAGGAGCCGGUCGAGGACUCAGAGGCGCCCCCUAGGUCCGUCGCUCAGGCCACGGCCGACGACAGAGACGUCAGUGAAAGAGACGGCAAGGAAGGCAAGAAGGCCGAAAAAGAACCCAGGAUUAAUGCGCUGGAUAAAGAGACUGCAGGUACGGCUGCAGUAGGAAAGAGGUCUCUGUCGCAAGAAAAGGAGAAUGACGCCGCGGCAAAGAGGCCAAAGUCGGCAGAGGACAAGACGGCGAGCAGUGAGCAGGUUCAGCAGUGCCCAUACUGUAAUUACAGUAGUAGAGAUGGAAAUCGCAUCCAGAUGCACAUUAUUUCCCAGCAUUCCAUGCAGCCUGUCAUCUGCUGCCCCCUCUGCCAAGACCUGCUCAGCAACAAGAUCCACCUUCAGCUUCACCUUACUCACCUCCACAGCGUGGCUCCAGACUGCGUGGAGAAGCUGCUCAUGACCGUUUCGGGACCAGAUGUUAUGAUGCCUAACAACAUGCUGUUACCUACAUCCACACAAGAUAAAGUCCCAUCUCUUGUGGACCCUUCCACUGCUUUACCGGAGGGCUCGGGAAAGUCUCAGAGUGACAGUUCCAGCGAUGAGAAGAAUAGUGCCUCGCUGGUUAAGGGUGAACAGGAGCUUUCAAACGAGGAACUGAAGCCUCCAAAGGAAGCCUCCGAGGCGCCUGACUGGAAGAAGAGUGGCAGCCAGGACCCAAAGAGUGCAGACCCGCUGCAGGAGCACCUGACCGAGCUUCAGAAGCGCCAGCCGCUCUCCGUGUCUGAUCGCCAUGUCUACAAGUUCCGCUGCAACCACUGCAGCCUGGCUUUCAAGACCAUGCAGAAGCUUCAGAUCCAUUCCCAGUACCACGCCAUCCGGGCUGCCACCAUGUGCAGCCUGUGCCAGCGCAGCUUCCGGACGUUUCUGGCCCUCAGGAAGCACCUGGAGACAGGGCACCCGGAGCUGAGUGAAGCAGAAGUGCAGCAGCUCUGCAGCACCCUUCCCGUCAACGGGGACCUGUGUUCGGAGAAUGACGCCCGGCCACUCGAGGAUGCUCAGAUGUUUUCACAGGACAUGGAUAAAGACGAUGAGCUAGACCCGGAAGGGAAAGCCAGCCCAACGGGCAGUGACAGCAGCUCGUUGCUGGAUGAGUUGGGCUCAGAGCCAAAGCGGACUUUGCCAUUCCGAAAAGGGCCCAAUUUCACUAUGGAGAAGUUUUUAGACCCUUCCCGUCCGUAUAAGUGCACGGUGUGUAAGGAGUCCUUCACCCAGAAGAACAUCCUGUUAGUCCAUUAUAAUUCAGUCUCACACUUACACAAGCUGAAGAAAGUUCUGCAGGAGGCGUCGAGUCCGGUUCCCCAGGAGACCAACAACAAUAUUGAUAACAAACCAUAUAAAUGUAAUAUUUGUAAUGUUGCUUACAGCCAAAGUUCAACGCUGGAGAUCCACAUGCGAUCCGUGCUCCACCAGACAAAAGCCAGAACUGCCAAAAUGGAAACCAGCAGCACUGUAGUGAGUGGAAACAGUGGAGUGACGUCCUCUAAUAGUCCUGUUAGUCAAGGAAGCAUAGACUCCGCAGGCUUAACAGUGUCAGCUAACAAAGAAAAUAGUGUAGAAGCCAAAGAAAUCAACAAAAAGCAUGCUACCGAUCAUAUUCCUGUCCAGCCCACCCAGCCAUCGGCCCAGUCACCAGCACAGCUUCAGAUGCAGCUGCAGCAUGAGUUCCAGCAGCAGGCUGCUUUCUUUCAGCCGCAGUUCCUGAAUCCAGCCUUCUUUCCUCACUUUCCAAUGACCCCCGAGGCUCUGCUGCAAUUCCAGCAGCCCCAGUUCCUCUUCCCGUUCUAUAUCCCCGGCACGGAGUUCAGCCUCAGUCCCGAGCUGGCACUGCAUUCCGCAGCCUUCGGGAUGCCUGGCAUGACGGGAUCCUUUCUCGAGGACCUGAAACAGCAGAUGCAGCAGCAGCACCAGCUGGGCCAGCAGCACCUUCAGCUAUCCCAACAACAGCAGGCUUCUCAGAUGCAGCAGCAGAAAAUACCACAGCAGGCAAGCAAGGGCAAAACCGAGCAGAACAGUGUGUCAGUCGCUGAGCUUCAGAUGUCCAGGGAAUCGGAGGAUAUCCUGGAGAAAGCAGAAAACAAAUCUAAACAGGAGACUUCAAGGGAUGGGGAAAGCUCAAAGGACAGCAAAGAUUCCAAAAAACAAAAGCUUUCAGAGCCCCUAUUCCCACCGCCUCGUAUCGUCUCAGGUGCAAGAGGCAAUGCUGCUAAAGCUUUAUUGGAGAACUUUGGCUUUGAGCUGGUCAUUCAAUACAAUGAAAACAGGCAGAAAAACCAGAAGAAGAACCGAACCAGUGAGGAGGAGGCCCAUGAUAAGCUUGAGUGCGGGAUGUGUGGAAAAUUCUUCUCCAACAUGCUCAUUCUCAAGAGUCACCAGGAGCAUGUUCACGGACAGUUCUUUCCCUAUGGAGAGUUGGAAAAGUUUGCCCAGCAGUACAGAGAGGCAUAUGACAAACUGUAUCCCAUAAACCCAACAUCUCCGGAGACUCCUCCACCACCUCCACCCCCUCCCCCGCCUCCGCCUCCACCACAACCAUCACCAUCGCAACCAACUGCCACCUCUAUUGGAAAGACUCCAACACCCAACACUGCCCCUUUGCAGACCACGCAGCCUCCAGCACCACCGCCACCUCCACCCCCACCACCACCUCCACCUCCAUCUACUGCUCCUCCCCAGGUCCAACUACCUGUAUCCUUGGACCUGCCUCUCUUCCCACCACUCAUGAUGCAGUCAGUACAGCACCCUGGCCUCCCUCCUCAACUUGCUCUCCAGCUGCCCACGAUGGACUCCCUUUCAUCAGAUCUUACGCAGCUCUGUCAACAACAGCUGGGUUUGGAUCCAAACUUCCUCCGACAGUCACAGUUUAAGCGCCCUCGCACCCGGAUCACAGAUGAUCAGCUGAAGAUCCUUCGUGCCAACUUUGAUAUCAACAACUCCCCCACUGAAGAGCAGAUUCAAGAAAUGGCUGACAAGUCGGGCCUCCCGCAAAAAGUUAUUAAGCACUGGUUCCGGAACACCCUUUUUAAAGAGAGGCAGCGCUGCAAAGAUUCUCCUUACAACUUUAGCAUUCCUCCCAUCACAACUUUGGAAGACAUUAGGAUAGAAUCCCAGUUUGGUAUACCGGAGUACUACAAAACUGAUGGCAACAUGAAUAAGAGGUCAUCUAGGACUCGAUUCACGGACUACCAGUUAAGGGUCCUUCAAGACUUUUUUGAUACCAAUGCUUACCCUAAGGAUGACGAGAUAGAGCAGCUCUCUACAGUGCUCAACCUGCCAACUCGAGUGAUUGUCGUGUGGUUUCAGAAUGCACGCCAGAAGGCUCGUAAAAGUUAUGAGAAUCAGGCAGAUGCAAAGGAUGGCGACAAAAAGGAACUUACCAAUGAGCGCUACAUUAGGACCAGUAACAUGCAGUACCAGUGUAAGAAAUGCAGUGUUGUUUUCCCCCGCAUUUUUGAUCUCAUUACUCACCAGAAAAAACUGUGUUACAAAGAUGAAGAUGAUGAUGGGAUUGAUGAGAACCAGGCUGAGGAAUAUAUAGAUUCUUUUGACCAAUGUAGUCAUAAAAAUUUUGGGUACCCAGAUUUAUCCAAAGUCCCAUUUGGAACAGCUACAAGUUCUGGAUCAAGUUCUCCUUUAAUGCCUUCACCUCGACCUGACAUGGGGAAAACCUCACCUAAACCGGAAUUAACCAGUGAAAGACCAAAGCAAGCAGAGGCUGUUUCCUCCCAAAUGAUGAAAUCCAUAUCAGACUCAAGACCAUCUAAGGCAUCAACUCCUCAACCACAACACAAAAGUCCCCAGCUCCAAAUGGUUAGGCCACACUCUCAGCCUCAGUCAGCUACCAUCCCAUCCAGCCCUUUGUCUAUUGCCCUCUCCUCUUUGUCAAACAGCCUACCUCCUCAGAUGUUGCAGUACCAGUGUGACCAGUGCAAAAUUGCCUUCCCCACUGUUGAUCUCUGGCAAGAGCACCAGCACAUGCAUUUUCUAGCAGCCCAAAAUCAGUUCCUCCACUCACAGUUCCUAGAAAGACCCCUGGACAUGCCCUACAUGAUCUUUGAUCCGAACAAUCCCCUUAUGACUGGGCAGUUGCUCUCAGGAGCACUCUCUCAGAUGCCAACACAGAGCAGUUCAACGCUACCCAACCCCCUAGUUUCUGGUACCACUUCUCUGAAGCGCAAAUUUGAUGAAAAAGAAGAAAACAGUGCUAAUGAGAAAGAUGGAGGAAAUAGUGGUGAAGACCAGCACAGGGACAAACGCUUGAGGACGACGAUCACGCCAGAGCAACUUGAGAUCCUGUACGAGAAGUACCUGCUCGAUUCUAACCCGACUCGAAAAAUGUUAGACCACAUUGCUCAUGAAGUGGGCUUGAAGAAGCGAGUGGUGCAGGUUUGGUUUCAGAAUACCCGUGCGAGAGAAAGGAAAGGACAAUUUCGUGCUAUUGGACCUGCCCAGUCACAUAAAAAAUGCCCUUUCUGCAGGGCACUUUUCAAGGCUAAGUCAGCUCUGGAUAGUCACAUUCGCUCCAGGCACUGGCAUGAGGCGAAACAGGCAGGAUUUAGUUUGCCUCCGAGCCCUGUGAUGACUCAAGAGGAUGGACGUGAAAGCCCAAACAAAUACAGUUUCUUUGAAUAUCCACAACUGCCUACCAAGUCAGAAACAAGUGAGUAUGAGGUGCCCACUGCAUCUUCUACACCAGUAAAACCUUCUGAAUCACUGAUAAAAAAUUUCUUAAACCCUUCAUCCUUAAAAGCAGAAAGCAGUGAUGAAAUUGAAGGGCUUAAUAUGAAUUCUGCUGAGGUUUCCUUUGAUGUAACAAAGACAGAUUUUGAUGAGACCUCAUCAAUUAACACAGCUAUAAGUGAUGCAACGACUGGCGAUGAGGGGAAUAACGAAGUUGAGAGUGUAAGUGGCAGUGCAGGUGACAAGCUAGGAGAACUGAAAAUGAAUCCCGCGCCAAACUCUGAAGCCUGUGAAGAACAUUUUCCAUUUAACUUAGUCAGCCAGUCUUUGAGUUACACUGGUAAAGACGGCGAACAAUAUUUCAGCAUGCGAGACGACAACCAAGAUGACAAUGCAGAUCAAAGCGAGACCUCAAGCUUGGCAGAUCCAAGCUCGCCCAGCCCUUUUAGUGGCAGUAACCCCUUCAAAUCUGGAAAAGGUGGUGGGGAGAGGCCUGGUCAUAAACGCUUUAGGACCCAGAUGAGCAACCUGCAGCUGAAGGUGCUUAAAGCAUGCUUUGGUGACUACCGUACACCAACAAUGCAGGAGUGUGAGAUGCUGGGAAAUGAAAUAGGACUCCCAAAGCGGGUUGUGCAGGUUUGGUUCCAGAAUGCCCGGGCAAAAGAGAAGAAAUUCAAAAUAAACAUUGGGAAACCAUUCAUGAUAAGCCAGGGCUCGCCGGAAGGGCCACGGACUGAGUGUACCCUGUGUGCAGUGAAGUAUACUGCCAGACUGUCUAUCAGAGAUCAUAUUUUCUCUAAACAGCACAUUGCAAAGGUGCAAGAAACACUGGGCAGCCAGGUGGACAGAGAAAAAGAUUACCUUGCUCCUACCACUGUUCGCCAGUUGAUGGCACAACAAGAAAUUGACCGUAUGAAGAAGGCAACAGAUGUUCUUAGUUUGCCGGCCCAGCAGCAGGCCGUGGUUGAAAACAAUGCACUUCAUGGCCUUAGCCUGCCAACUGGUUACCCAGGAAUCCCUGGCCUCCCGCCCGUACUACUUCCUGGUGUAAAUGGUCCUUCAUCCCUUCCCGUUUUUCCACCUAACACACCGGCUUUAGCGUCUCCUGGUGCUGGCAUGCUUGGGUUCCCUACGCCAGCCACCCCGUCUCCCGCCAUGUCUCUCAGCAGUGCCCCAACCAAGAGUCUGCUGCCGACCCCUCCUCCACCUCCUCCUCCUCCUCCCGUUCCUUCGGCAAACCAUCAGGCUGAGCAGCACAGCAAAGAACCAGAGAAAGAGAAGAAGCCAGAGAAGUCCAAGAAGGUCAAGGAUAGAGAUGCUGAGACGUCCCAACCCGAGACUCCCGCCGUGAAGAAAAGCGAGCAGGCCUCCAUGCUGCUUUCGGCGAAAGGAAAAGGGGGUAGUGAGGCUCUGUUGGACCCCGCACAGCUCCAGAUGCUUCAAAACGCCGUCGCUGGCGACCCCAGCGCCUUCUUGGGGGGACAGUUCCUGCCUUACUUCAUCCCUGGGUUCGCGUCCUGCUUCUCGCCCCAGCUUCCCGGCGGAGUGCAAGGGGGAUACUUCCCACCUCUGUGUGGGAUGGAGGGCCUUUUUCCCUACGGCCCAGCCGUGCCACAAGCCAUCGCCGGCCUCUCCCCCUCUGCCAUCCUGCAGCAGUACCAACAAUAUCAGCAGUCGCUCCAGGACUCCCUGCAGAAGCAGCAGAAACAGCAAGAGCAUCAGCAGCAGAAAGCCGCCCCCGUGAAGUCACUGAGUGCACAGAACAACGCUCACAAACCAAAAGAGGCUACAGAAAGCAAGGAAGAUAACGGCUCUUCAACAGAAAGCACAAGAGAAGAACCACAAGCAGAUACCAAAAGUACAAACUUUCCAGAUGCUUUUAUUGUCCCAUCCAUCAAGCAUGAGUUUAUAUGUAGAAAGUGCCAGAUGAUAUUUGCUGACGAAGAUUCAGCAGCCCGUCAUCAGAAGUCCUUCUGUUACUUCGGUCAACCUUUUACUGACCCGCAAGAGACAGUGCUUCGUAAGGCAGUAAGCAAAUAUAAUUGUCUAGCUUGUGAUGUGGCUAUUAGUGGGAACGAAGCACUUAGCCAACACCUUCAGUCAAGCUUGCACAAAGAGAAAACAAUCAAACAAGCAAUGAGAAAUGCCAAAGAGCAUGCUAGAUUAUUACCUCACUCAGUCUGCUCCCCUAGUCCUAACACCACAUCUACCUCGCAGUCUGCAGCUUCUUCUAAUAACACCUAUCCUCAUCUUUCUUGCUUGUCCAUGAAGUCCUGGCCCAAUGUUCUUUUCCAUGCCUCAGCCAGGAAAGCUGCUUCUUCCGCCUCUGCUUCUCCCUCUCCCCUACCCUUGCCUUCAACGGUUACCUCAACUUCCUGCAGCACCUCAGGGGUCCCAACCUCACUACCCGAAAGUUGUUCAGACGAAUCCGACAGUGAGUUAAGCCAGAAACUGGAUGACUUAGAUAAUUCGUUGGAAGUGAAGGCUAAGCCCACCUCUGGCCUAGAUGGUAAUUUCAGUAGUAUCAGAAUGGAUAUGUUCAGUGUGUAGGAGUGAAAACAGGAUCCCUUUCCUAAAGAAAAAAAAAAACUUAAGACUUUAACUGCAGUUCCAAAGUUUCUCUAACCCAAAAAAUACAGUUACCAAAUGAUUGACUCAGGAUUGUUUUUCCCAUAUUGAUAUGCUGGCAAGAUAUUGAUUGAUUUUUGUUAUGGACAGAACUGUUGCAUAUGCUUGACUGAGCUUAUAUUGUGUACAAAAAAACAUGGAGUAGGAACAAAAAAAAUCCCACAAGUUCUUUCGGAGCUUGUUUCAAGCCAAAAACUCUCACGAUAGCAAAUUGCACCUCAGAUGGAUUCAUUUCCAAAUGCUAGCAUGUACUGUAUGGGAUGAUGAUCCAGAAACUUUCAAAGAGAAUUUCUCUUAGUUUAGUUAGGUGUGAUUCAGUAGCUUUAAAUUCUCAGGUCAGAACAUAACAUUUCUCAUUUGUUAAAGAAGCAAGAAGCCUGGUUAAACUGUGGCUUUACCAAAACGUGUCAAGCUUUAUCGGAAACGUUUUCUAGAUGUGUGUAGUGUACCAAGAGACGACAUAACUGUUACUGGACAAUGCGCAUAUUCUUUUAGUUUGCCCCCGCAAGACAGUACCAAUGAGGGAAAUGAGGACGGUGUUUUGUGUA
This is a messenger RNA of Brienomyrus brachyistius, 8063 nucleotides long. Its product is annotated as zinc finger homeobox protein 4-like. Gene Ontology annotation, cellular component: nucleus. Lineage: Eukaryota; Metazoa; Chordata; Actinopteri; Osteoglossiformes; Mormyridae. The transcript has 7 exons. Gene Ontology annotation, molecular function: zinc ion binding; RNA polymerase II cis-regulatory region sequence-specific DNA binding; DNA-binding transcription factor activity, RNA polymerase II-specific. The coding region runs from base 1 to 7437 and encodes 2478 amino acids. The record is from RefSeq and is a predicted model, not a curated record. Gene Ontology annotation, biological process: regulation of transcription by RNA polymerase II.